AUGAAGGGCCCCGGCCUCUUUUCGAUCCUCUCCUCCCUCGUCCUCUUCUUUGCAGCUUGUUCCUCGGCCUGGCCGUGGCCCGAUUUUCUUGACAACAAGGUCGAUGCUCUGAUUGUCCCUCGACAGAACCAGAACGGAAAUGGCAAUAAUGCCUCCUCAACCGGAAGCAACCCCUCAAGCACAUCUGCCAGUCAAUCUGCAUCUUCAACGGGCUCAACGAUAACUGCGUCGGCAUCUGUGUCAGGCUCAGGGUCUCUAAACUCGACUACAACAAAAAGCACAAAAACAACUCUAAUUGACCCUCGCCUCCCUCCCGGCGGUAUCUCGCUCAUCACCCCCGCUGCAAUCGAUGGUCCUCAAUACUACAAGGUCGGGGACUUUGUCACGUUCGCUUGGAACUAUACUUCUCUGUCGGUAACCCCAUCCGCCAUCGACGUAUUGGCCUCCUGCGCCUUGAAUCAAGCCACCUAUACAAUCUCUUCCAACAUGUCAGUGCAGGAAACCGGUGCUAUUACCUGGGACACUGGCGAGAUGUAUGCAACGGCCACCAACCCCUUUCCAGUCGCCAGUUACACCUUGAUUAUUCACGAUUCGUCCCAAGAUAUCACCGAUGUCCCCAGCGCUGGGUUUUUGGCUGCUUUUGAGCAGUAUGUUUUUGGGAUGUACACACCGCAAGCGUAUACUCCGCUGAACGAGUUCAAAUGCGCAACCUGCAAUGGCGCAUUCUCCAUCCACGAAAAACAAGCAUUAGGCGUGAUACUCACAACAUCAGCAAUUACCAUCUUGUCCUUCACAUGGUUCGCUAGGGGAUUUGGCGUGUUUUGA
This is a messenger RNA of Cladophialophora psammophila CBS 110553, 825 nucleotides long. RefSeq lists its product as uncharacterized. The record is from RefSeq and is a predicted model, not a curated record. The coding region runs from base 1 to 825 and encodes 274 amino acids. NCBI's taxonomy places the organism in Eukaryota, Fungi, Ascomycota, Eurotiomycetes, Chaetothyriales, Herpotrichiellaceae. The transcript is spliced from 2 exons.